Alternaria novae-zelandiae is the source of this 1692-nucleotide messenger RNA. RefSeq lists its product as uncharacterized. Gene Ontology annotation, molecular function: transmembrane transporter activity. NCBI's taxonomy places the organism in Eukaryota, Fungi, Ascomycota, Dothideomycetes, Pleosporales, Pleosporaceae. The record is from RefSeq and is a predicted model, not a curated record. Gene Ontology annotation, biological process: transmembrane transport. The transcript has 3 exons. Bases 1 to 1692 code for a protein of 563 amino acids.
AUGGCGACACCUUCAUCACUGUCCGUCCAGGACGAACUAAAACCCGAUAUACUUCACACAGAGCCCUUGAGCAAUUCAGUGUCUGAUAGGCUCAAAGCUCCCGAACCCGAGAAAUUCAAGCCUGGCUGGCGCUUUCUGGCUGCCUUUGGCAGUCUCUGUAUCAUCACACUCAUGGCCGCACUGGAUGCCACUUCGAUAUCGGUGGCGCUACCAAUUAUGGCCAAAGCACUACACGGAUCUGCCAUUGAAGCUUUCUGGAGUGGAACUUCUUUCCUGUUAACAUCAACCGUCUUCCAGCCCGUUCUCGGAUCAUUCUCACAUAUCUUUGGGCGCAAAGCACUGAUCUACGUUAGUCUGGGAUUCUUCCUAGCUGGCUCAAUCAUCCCCGCCGUGGCCGACAACUUCACCGUCGUCUUGGUCGGUCGAUCAAUUCAGGGAAUUGGUGGUGGCGGUAUCAUUUGCUUGACAGAAAUGGUCGUAGUCGAUACUGUACCGCUCCGUGAGCGGGGAAAGUGGUUCAGCUUCUUCGGAGCUAUGUGGUCCAUCGGCACGGUGGCAGGACCUCUUCUCGGUGGUGGUUUUGCCCAAAACGUAUCAUGGCGCUGGAUAUUCUGGAUCAACUUGCCCUUCCUCGGCCUCGGAGCUGCUUUGGUGACAAUGUUUCUCAAGCUCAACCAGAAACAUGGCGCCUUCUUUGCGAAGCUCCGAGAGGUCGACUGGAUUGGUAUGGUGCUAUUCCUUGCCUCGACGACUGGUUUCCUCAUUCCCGUCACGUGGGGCGGAGUGCAGUAUGCCUGGGACUCGUGGCGUACUCUCGUGCCCCUGAUUGUCUGUGCCAUCGGUAUGAUCGUCUUCGUUGUGUAUAUUGAGUACUUCGCCGCCAACCCCCUCAUCCGCACCUCGGUAUUCAAGAACAUGUCCGCUGCCGUUCUUUACGUCUCGACAAUCAUUCACGGUAUCAUACUGUGGGCCAUCCUUUACUACAUGCCACUCUACUUCGAAGCUGUCAAAGGCUUCGGUCCGAUCCUUGCCGGAGUGGCCAUGUUUCCGUGGACAUUCACUGUGGCACCAGCUUCAGUCGCAACGGGCAUUGCAAUCGCAGUCACGGGACAAUAUCGAUGGGCAAACCGCGCUGGAUGGUUCCUCGCCACACUCGGCAUGGGCCUCCUCAUCAUUCUCAAGCCGAACACAUCUACAGUGUCUUGGAUCUUUCUCAAUCUGGUCGGCGGUGUUGGAACGGGCAUUUUGUUCCCUGCCAUGGCUCUGGCCGUACAGGCUUCAGCGACGGCCAAAGACCAGGCCUACGCCGCGAACAUGUUCUCCUUCUUCCGUGCCUUUGGGCAGACGCUUGGUGUUGCCAUUGGGGGCGUCAUCUUCCAGAACCAGAUGAAGAAGAAAAUGCUUACGUUCCCUCUACUUGCUGAUCUGGCGGCGGAAUAUUCUCGCGAUGCGGCUGGGCUAGUGGAGAUCAUCAAGGAGAUGCCUGAGGGAGAGAUGAGAGAGCAACUCAGGGAAAGUUACACGGACGCACUCAAGUACAUCUGGAUCGUCAUGUUGGCAUUUAGUGCAGUGGCCCUGCUCGGCAGUUGGUUCAUCAAGGCUUACGACAUGAAUGGUGCCAUGGACACGGAGAGGGGUUUCGUGGACAAGGACAAGGUUGGGGACGUUGAGAAAGAGCAGCCUGUGAUGUAA